AUGAACGACUGGAAGUACUUGUCGUCUGUCUGGUUGGAAAUCUUAGACAGUAGUUCCAGGUCCUUGUCGAUGACCUUGUCCGACUGGUCGUUCAUCGCCUUGAGCAGCGUGACGAAGAAACUGCAACGUAAGCUGGUUCAUAAUCAAUGUGUAGUUGAUGUCGGCGUGAUGGGAGGCGGCAAGGUCCAUGAGGUUGGCAUUGAGCGUGACGGCGAUUUCGCUCAGCUGUCUGUUGGAAUGCGAGAUCGUGGCCAGCAAAACAGACAGAAGUUUGGCCAUGAACACAAUGAAAGACUCGGGCGCAAUCUCCAGCAGCGACACGAGCCAUUGCAUCGCCACGAGCUGGAUCAGCUCCUCGGACGAGUCCACAGAUGCGAUGAGCAGGUCGAUGAUCUUGGGGUAGUCGAUCACCACGUCCUGGCCGGGGAUGCGUCCAGGAACGAGGGCAGGUACGAGAUCAGAUCGAGACCCGGGAUCGAGUCCAGCAGUCGCAGCCACGAGACCAGAAACAUUCGCGUGUACGGAUUGGAUGCGUACAUGCGUUCUUUGAGCAACGGGAUGAAUUUCGCCAGAGAGAAGGCCUUGGGCAAUUGUGGCUCGUAUACUUGUAGCGUCUUGCCCUUUUGGUCGACCACCUUUGCGGGAGGCGGAUCAACGGGUUUGGCCAGGAUCGAGAUGUAUGUGGCUGCCUUUUCGCUGGCAAUGUCCUUGAUGAGUCGGUCGAGAAUAUCUGCUGCGUUCUUCACGCUCAUUUCUACGUCUGCGACCAAACGACAGAGCACGUCGAAAAUCUCGUUGAAGUACACCAGAAUCUCUCCCUUGGAAACCUUGGCGAUGUUGUAG
Messenger RNA from Ogataea philodendri, 843 nucleotides. RefSeq lists its product as uncharacterized. NCBI's taxonomy places the organism in Eukaryota, Fungi, Ascomycota, Pichiomycetes, Pichiales, Pichiaceae. Bases 1 to 843 code for a protein of 280 amino acids. The transcript has 3 exons. The record is from RefSeq and is a predicted model, not a curated record.